AUGUUAGCAACCCAUGAGGAAACAAUAUUGUCCAAAACUAUGGCAAAUCCCAGUUCCUAUUGCAAAACCCAGGGUAGCCCACUUCGUGAUCCCAGUUGCCGAAUUGUGAGACGGCCUGUGGUGUACGUUACAAGACGCAUACCCCAAGAAGGACUGAGUGUUCUGCUAGAAGUCUGCAACGUUAAACAGUGGGAUUCCGAGUUGGUCGCUCCCAAGGGAGAAAUCCUGGCCAACGUUGUGGGAGUGGACGGAAUCCUAUGUCUGCCAAGUGAUAGGAUCAGCGCUGAAGUGCUGGACGCUGCAGGUCCUCAGUUGCGUGUGGUGGCAACCAUAUCGUUUGACAGCAAACAUAUUGAUGUGGAAGAAUGUCACAGACGAGGAGUCCAAGUGGUCACUUGCUGUCUCCGACCUACAGAGAUCUUAGCCGAGCUGACCAUCUCCCUUGCGCUUCUGACCAUUAAAGAGUCUCAAACAGAGCUCUCUUUUCAGUUGGUCAACGGGAAAUCAAGAAAUGUCGAAUCUUUAACUUGGAAAAAGAUUGCCAAGAUGAGGUUUGGAGUCUUUGGUCAAACAAAACUGGGCAAAAGAGUUGCCAAAAUUCUCAGAAACAUCGGCAUCUCGAAUGUUCUGAUUGCAGACGUAGACACUAACAACAUGCUUCUGCAGAAGUCUGAUGUCAUCUGCGUGUGUGGAUCUCAAAGUGAAAACUCAAGUGAACUUUUUUCUAGAGCAUCUUUAGAGAAAAUGAAGAAAGAUGCAAUCGUCAUUAUUUCAACAAGCCAAGACAGAACGGUUAACUAUACAGACUUGUAUUCAGCAUUACGCGAUGGUCGAAUCAAAGCUGCUGGAUUGAAUGACUGCAAUCAGGAAUCUGUACCGUUCAAAACAUUAUUUCUGGGACUAGGAAACUGCACGUUUCUGCCACAGAGCCAAGAAAGUGUCCAUGACGUUAGAGAGAAAGUGUCCGUUGGUAUUUCCAAAAGUCUUCUUGUUGCGCUCGACGAUGUGAAAAGACGGCAGCAGACAGAGGAUUAG
This is a messenger RNA of Candidula unifasciata, 1035 nucleotides long. The record is from the annotation of a GenBank genome assembly. Lineage: Eukaryota; Metazoa; Mollusca; Gastropoda; Stylommatophora; Geomitridae.